CACCAAUUUUCUAAACUCUACCGAUUCUUUUUCAUUAACGUGGUUGUUUUAUCUUGAUGCUGGUGUCUCUCCUCUGAGAGAUUAUCAAGGAAAAAGAGGGAAGAAAAAAAAAACAUCUGCUAUUCUUUUUCCCCAAUUUGUUCCUGUUUUUAGUUGGUUUGUUUAUAGUUUUAUAGCUCAAGAGAAUGCAUUAAAUGGGAUUCCACCUAGGUAUGGGAGCGCAUGAGAUUAUUGUUGUUCUCAUUCAAUGUUUUGGGUGGAGAUAAUUAUGAGGGGGGAGGACAAAGAGAAAGGAAGAAAGGAGGAUAGAGGAAGACAAUGGUUUUUGAAAAAAAUGUGAAUGAAGCUUUUGAAAGAAAUACUGAGACUAAAGAAGAGGGCUUCUGAUUAUGGAUCAUUCAAUAAGUGGUUCCAAUGGUCAGCAAAGACAUUGCAGGAUUCCUCUGGAAGAGCAAUGUCUUUCUCAAGAAUCAUGCAACCAUGCAAAUCAAUAUCCAGUAGCUAACAAUGGUAAGAAUGGGGAAAGUAGUGUUGGAUCUCAUGCCCCUCAACCGAUACAAACAGAGCCUAUCAUACCUGAAGAGCAAGAUGAAGUUGUUCCACUUUCAGGAAAUCCAUAUUUCACAUGCAUUGUUUCAAAAUCUCAAACUCAGUCCCCAUUUCAACUGGGCGUUCCAAGGAGGUUCUGUUCAUUACUUCCAUCUGAAUCUGUUUCUGUGUUCCUCUCUUGCGGGAGGAGGACUUGGGAGAUGAGAUAUUGUGGGGAUGGUUCCUUGAAGCGAUUUGACCGAGGGUGGAAGAAUUUUGCUAUCGACAACAAUCUGAAGAUUGGGGAUGGUUGUGUCUUUGAACUGAUAGAUCAUAAGAAUAUGAAGUUUCAAGUGCGAAUCCUCCGGGGGGAAAUCCCAUGUCCAUUGGUUGAUGGUGCAGGAGGCCAGAGUCAUGACAGUCCCAUUAUGAUUGACUAAAGUUCAUCGGCCUGUAUGUGUUGGGAUCCCCCCUGCAAUGAAAAGCUGUGGGUGUUUCAACUCUACCGAGACAGUCAUCUUCAUCAUCUCAUGUAAUCUGUCUGGAAGGAAACCUUUCAGUUAUUAAACCAAUCGGCACUUAUUUAUGGUUGAAUCAUUCAUUUAAAAGAUGCAGCCAAAUGUUUAAACCCUCUUGAGACAAAUUUUAGGUGCAAAAUUAGAGUUUCAACAUCAUUUUUAUGGGUAAUUUAACAUUAUUUCAUGCUGUAUGCGUCUCAUUGAUUGUCAGAUUUAAGGGUUUUAUCAGGGAAGUUCAAUGCAUAUGCAUGUUGAGG
Elaeis guineensis (African oil palm) is the source of this 1303-nucleotide messenger RNA. The record is from RefSeq and is a predicted model, not a curated record. Lineage: Eukaryota; Viridiplantae; Streptophyta; Magnoliopsida; Arecales; Arecaceae.